UUGUUCCCAACGGUGCGGCGCCUGGUGCUGAAAAAUGUUCAAUAGACGUUUGUUGAACGAUGAAUACGGUUAGAAGUUAGUCAAGGUUGUUAGGGCUUCGCCUUCUGCGCGGAGCUCCGUGCCAUUCUAAGUUUCCUUAGCUUCCCCCGACGACCCCGGUUAGCGCAGGGACUAAAGGGUUUUGUGUGGACUGGGCUGCCACCGCUGUAGCUGCCCCACCACCCAAGUCCUCCAGUGGGAGUGACUUAAGAAUAAGGCGUUUGUGAGCAAUUUACUCCUCUGCCAAGUAAUAAGUUUUUUACAAAAUGCAGCCUAGUUCCUGUGACACUUUUGUGGCGUUGCCUCCAGCAACAGUUGGUAACAGGAUUAUUUUUGGAAAAAAUUCAGAUAGACUCUGUGAUGAAGUGCAAGAAGUAAUUUAUUUUCCUGCUGCAGUUCAUAACCUUGGAGAACAUCUUAAGUGCACUUAUAUAGAAAUUGAUCAAGUCCCUGAAACAUAUGCUGUUGUCCUUAGUCGUCCAGCUUGGUUGUGGGGGGCAGAAAUGGGGGCCAAUGAGCAUGGAGUUUGCAUUGGGAAUGAAGCUGUAUGGGGAAGAGAAGCAGUUUGUGAUGAAGAAGCACUACUGGGCAUGGACCUUGUCAGGCUUGGCCUUGAGAGAGCUGAUACAGCUGAAAAAGCCCUCAAUGUCAUUGUUGACUUAUUAGAGAAAUAUGGCCAGGGUGGAAAUUGUACAGAGGGUACAAUGGAAUUCAGCUAUCACAACAGUUUCCUGAUAGCUGAUAGGACUGAAGCCUGGAUUCUGGAGACUGCAGGGAGGUACUGGGCAGCAGAAAAAGUGCAAGAAGGAGUUCGUAAUAUUUCUAAUCAACUUUCUAUAACAACCAAAAUUAAUCGGGAGCAUCCAGACAUGAAAAACUAUGCUAAGCAGAAAAGCUGGUGGGAUGGUAAGAAGGAGUUUGAUUUUGCUGCAGUGUACUCUUAUCUUGACACAGCCAAGAUGAUGACUUCCUCAAGCAGGUACUGUGAAGGCUACAAGCUUCUGAAUCAACACAAAGGAAAUAUAACUUUUGAAACGAUGAUGGAGAUUCUCCGAGAUAAACGAAGUGGCAUUAAUAUGGAGGGUGAAUUCAUGACCACUGCAAGCAUGGUGUCUGUUUUACCUCAAGACCCCAGCCUUCCUUGUAUUCACUUCUUUACAGGAACGCCUGACCCUGACAGAUCUGUGUUUAAGCCUUUCAUAUUUGUGCCACAUAUUUCACAACUAUUGGAUACCAUUUCACCCACAUUUGAACUUGAAGAUCCAGUGAAAAAGAAGCCACACUUUAAGAGUAAGCCUGACAGAAGACACCCACUCUACCAAAAGCAUCAACAGGCAUUGGAAAUAAUAGACAAUAAUAAGGAAAAGGGCAAAACAUUGUUGGACAAUAUGAGGAAACUGGAGACAGAACUCUUCAAAGAGAUAGAAUCAAUUCUUGAAAACAAGCAUCUGGAUGUGGAUAAGAUUGUUAAUCUCUUUUCUCAAAGUACAAAAGAUGAAAUUAGAAUUUAUAAGUCAAAUAUUAGUUCUUAGUGAUCAUAAAAAUGGUGUGCAAUCUCCCUGGAAGCUAGACACUAUUACCUUAUAAACAUUAUAACCUAGUUGGACAGAUCUGAUUAUCCUUUAGUAGCUUUCAAGUAAUAUCUUGACUAUUACAAUUAUAAUUGAAAUAAUGAGGAAAAAACACUGGGAUUGAACACAUAUAUCGUGGGAUAGCCAGGUGUUAUGCCAGGUAAUACACUUGUGUCAUUUUGUUUUUAACCACAGUAACUUUUGUUUGGCAGAAUAAUUAAGUAUUCAAUUCUACAUAAAAUGUGAAACAUUACAGUGAUAAAUGAUUUAUAUUUAUUGUGAUCAUGUAGUACCUUCAAAUAAUUUUCUCAAUUAUACCAAGAAAGCAGAUUUUUCUUUAGUAAUGGAAGAUACCUCUAGCGGCAAGUUUUUGUUUAGUUCAGUUUUGAUUUGAUUUGGGCAAAUAUUGACCACUUCUAACAAGAAAAAUUUCUGGAUUUAUAUAUUAUGUCUUCAUCAUUAAAGUGGGUUAAUUCUGUACAUGCAAUUUUACUAAACUCAAACAGACUCCUUGUCAAGAUUUGGCUGACCAAAUAGCUUGUAGCUCUAAUUAUCAACAGGGCGGGUAGGGGCCCAUCCCUUUAAUGGGCUCUUAUGUUAAUAAGAUAUUUUUAGAAGAGCUUAUUUGGGAGAUUAGGGAAUGGGAUAAGAAAACCAAGACCUUAGGAGAUAAUGGUUUUUCGUGUCUCGAUUCUCUCUCUCCUUUUACUUCUAUUCAGUUGGUAAAAACAGAAACAAAAAUGAGGUAGUGGCAAUGAAGUAGAAUUAUUAUAUAAACAUAACAUCACAAAAAUUAUAAUGCAUUGUAUAUUAUGAACAUUGUAAAUGAGUAUUAUCUUCCCAAGUUUUACAAAUCUUUGUUAAAGUUUCAUAAAUUUUACCAAGUAAGACAAAAUUGUAGAAAUAAGUAAAAAAAAUCUAAUUAAAAAUACA
Molecule: messenger RNA, 2543 nt
Organism: Lepus europaeus (European hare)
Lineage: Eukaryota; Metazoa; Chordata; Mammalia; Lagomorpha; Leporidae
Gene: SCRN3
Product: secernin 3
Exons: 8
Coding region: 306-1571 (421 amino acids)
Biological process (GO): proteolysis
Molecular function (GO): dipeptidase activity; cysteine-type exopeptidase activity
Source: RefSeq, a predicted model, not a curated record